Acaulospora morrowiae is the source of this 2790-nucleotide messenger RNA. NCBI's taxonomy places the organism in Eukaryota, Fungi, Glomeromycota, Glomeromycetes, Diversisporales, Acaulosporaceae. The record is from the annotation of a GenBank genome assembly.
AUGGAUCCUCAAGUGCUUGCUAAGAUUGUACAAGCUUUGAACAUAAUCCAUAGUCCGCAUGUGUCAAAUGAAGAGAGGAUCGAAGCACAAAAGUAUUGCAAUACAAUUAAAGACUACCCAUACGCACCACAUUAUGGUCAGUUCUUGGCUACUAAAAAUAACGGGCAGUCAGAUAUAGUCAGGCACUUUGGAUUGCAGUUAAUAGAAAAUUCGGUUAGAUUUCACUGGAAUAAUUAUGAUCAAUCAGAAAGAGAACAGAUAAAGCAAUACGUAAUAGAUUUAGUUCAACAGGGAACCCACGAUAUUUUAACGGAGAAAUUGUUUAUCAAAGAGAAACUGGCAAAAUUAUUAGCCAAUAUUGUAAAACUUGAGUGGCCAAUUCGUUGGACAGACAUGGAUCAAUUGUUACAUAAUCUUUAUAUUGCCGGCCCGACCACACAAGAACUAGUACUGAUAAUAUUUCGUUGCUUGGCCGAGGAAAUAGAUCUGCGAGAUUCUUUAACCUGUAUAGUAGGAAGUUCAUCUGCGUUGCAAGCCAAAUAUCCGGAUGGCGUAAAGAAUGAUAGUUCACGUGCAGGUGAACUAACAAUAAUGCAAGGAGAACCUAAUAAUGAAGGAUGGUUAGUGAGGUGGAUCAGAUCUCUUGAACAGUUAAUAACGGAGUGGCAAUAUCAGUCGCCUACUCUCUUAAUUCAUGAGAGGCUUGCGAUUGCAACUAUUAAUGCAAUAACUACGCACGUGGAAUGGAUUUUUGCAAAAGCCAUAGUUGAAGCAAAUACAGUGUUGACGUUGACGAAUUGUUUGUUGAGUGAUUGCUAUGGAAUAAAGAUGGAAGCGAUUGAGUGUUUAUCCGUUGUCCUUUCUCGAACCUUUCAAACUCCGGAAGAUCGAGCAUCUAUUAGUGAGCCAUUUUAUGAGCAUAACGGUUUGGACCUACUGAUAGCCGUAUAUAGCAAAAUACAACCUCCUGGGCAAAUUAUAUUGCUAGAUGAGCAUGAAUACAAAUUUUUGAAGAAAUUUGUAGAGGUGAUUGUGGAAAUAGGAGAAAAACACAUUUGCUUCAGGAACAAUACGUCGAUACCUAAACAAUUUCCAAAAUAUUUAGAGUUAGUCUAUGAGAUCUCAAAACACCCAUCGAAUGUGAUUGCGUCAACAACGACAGUAUUUUGGCAGUCAGCAUUGAAACACCCACAUAUCUCCAAGGGCUUCAAUGAGCAAGAGGGGUUAUCAAUAAUGCUCCUGGAAUUAUUCGCUGAGAGGCUUAAAAUUCUUUUUCAACCAGAGGACGCUGAUAAUGAGAUUACCUAUUAUAUCGAGCUUGAUGGGUACUCUAGUGAAUAUCGGAUUUUUGCUCAGACACUUCGUGCGAAAUUGAUCGACACAAUAAAAGCCAUCACACUUAUGAAGGCGAUUCCAUCGUUCAAUUGGAUGGUUGAUAGAGUCCAACGAACAUUGAAUGUGAACCCCGGUCCUACGGACCUCGAUGAGAGUGGUGUGUGCAAGGUGGAUAGUCUGUUUUAUAUCACUUUUGAAGCAGAGAUGACGUUAAUGGAUUCUAUAGUUAUGGGGAUGGGAAAAAUCUUCAAACUCAGUGAAGAUCACAAUGCACAAAAAACUCAAAUCACAAGUGACCUGAAAAAUUUAUUGCAAAUGCUAUUAAGUCUUGAUUAUUCGGACGUCGUGAUGACGCAUCGGUAUUUAGCAGCUUUAGUUUCCUUUGUAGAUUUAUUAAUUAUUGAUUCAUCAUUGCUGUUUUCUGUUCUUCAGAAGAUUUUUACUUUUGCAGUAUUUCUUCCUCCUGAGUAUACUGUUUCAGCUGCCACUCCUUAUCUCCCCAUACCUAUUCAACGUCUACGAAGUGGGGCGAUUAGUACAUUGAUAAAAUUUGGUUCUGCAAUGCCUGACGUAUUGAUGAAUAUAUAUACAGAAAUUUAUAACUAUGUAUAUGAUCUCGUAAGCAACCGCAGCAACAUGGUGACGGGCAAAGAGAAAAGCACUUUGCAAGAGUUUUUAUUGUCCAUCAUAUAUUAUUCUAGUCAACCACUAGAACAAAAACAACUACUAUUUGACCCUAUAGUUUCUGCAACUAUAAACGAAUGGAAUUCACCGCAAUUUUCUCGUUUCGUUGGUCCCUUACCACAAUUCUGUGAUGCUUCUGGAAUUAAUUUUCUAUCAUCUGUUGUCAAUGAGAUGAAACAGAACGGUACUUACAUCAAAAGUGCAGAUAUUGAAUCUGUGCCUAGUGGGAUCGUGGAUCAAUAUAAAAUGGAUAGAAAUAAGUUGGUAUGGCUAGAAAAUACCACGUUAAUUUGGCUUCGUAGGACUACUGAUAAUACUUCAAAGAAAACUACGGAUUUAACACUGUCGAGGGUAGACGCAAGCUUGUGGGGGAAGUAUAUUCCUACUAUCUUGUCCACAACUUUGUCAUUGAUAAGAUUACUCCAUCAAAUCUGGAAUAUCGAAACGUGGAGAGAGAUGCCUAUUGAAUUACAAGAAAUAUUGGUGAUAGGUCCAGAAGAAAAGGCGAGUUUGUUAGGACAAUUGCAAAAAUAUCCUUUCACGGAUUUAUCUAAUAAGCCACAUACAAUAGCGGAUAUGAUGGAUCAAAUCCGAAAGUGGUUAAUAACCUUAAGGACGGAUUGUUAUUAUGUUCUCGGUCGUUUAACGGUUCUUGGUCCUACAUUUUACUCCAUUUCCGAUUCUCAUGAACCGCUUACUCAAGCAUUAUUUGAAAACGUCGAAAGCUUAAAUAAUAUUCAUUGGAAGAUGCUGCUCAAUAUCCUUUCUUAA